Molecule: messenger RNA, 336 nt
Organism: Iphiclides podalirius (scarce swallowtail)
Lineage: Eukaryota; Metazoa; Arthropoda; Insecta; Lepidoptera; Papilionidae
Source: the annotation of a GenBank genome assembly
AUGAACAGCUACAGAUACUACUCGCUCCCAUCCAAGACCACGAAGACAAGGUGGCGGUGCUGCUCCCACAGCGGGCAGGGGUGCUCCGCCUUCAUAGUCACAAUGGACGACGAGGUCAUCACCAUGUGCCCAAAACACAACCACCCGCCAACCGCUGGAAACCGCGGGAAAAGGAUGUUACGAAUAAACGGCUACACGUACUACGCGAGCACCAUCGGGCCGAAGAUCCGGUGGCGUUGCUCCACCCACGCGUACUGCGGCUGCAACGCCGCCGUGCAGACCUACCGCGACGAGAUCGUCGUGAUCAAGGACAAUCACACACACCCGCCACGAAAC